UUUGUGGGCACGUUUUGUGCCAUGCGUUCUGCACGACAUGCACGGUAACUGACGUAUGUGAUGCACACGUACAUUCACAGCUGACCAAGGACACGUUGUCUGUCCAUGACGUUAAUAUAUUUCACACCUGCCUGAAUAACAAAGACAACUUCGCACAAAAUAUCAGAGCAUAAUUCUAGAAUUUUGCAAGAUGAAUCAUUCGUCACUUUGUGGUUCUGUUGCCAUUGGGGCCAGUAAACACCCAAACAAUGGCAAAAAUGUCUUCAGCUACGGCACGGCAGGAUUUCGGUGCAGAGCUGAUAUCCUUGACCCUGUGCUGUAUCGUCUAGGGCUGCUAGUUGUACUCAGGUCUAAAGCUGUCAAAGCAACCGUUGGUGUAAUGAUAACUGCAUCGCACAAUCCGGAGGAGGACAAUGGGGUCAAGGUCGUUGAACCCAUGGGAGAGAUGUUGGUAGCUGAGUGGGAGAAGUAUGCGACGUCCAUUGCUAAUGUUCCAGAUGAGGAUCUUGGCCGAUACAUUGAGAGCUUAAUCAGUGAUCUAGAGAUCGACAUAACACUCCCUGCAAACGUCUUCCUAGCAAGAGAUACAAGACCCAGUAGUGUAGCCUUGGCUCAAGCGCUAAUGGAUGGUAUUCAGACCUUGAAAGGAGACUAUAUCGACUAUGGGCUGCUGUCAACACCACAACUCCAUUACAUGGUCAGGUGUCAUAACACAAAGGGUGACUACGGUAAAGCAACUGAGCAGGGUUACUACAGUAAACUAUCGUCAGCGUUUACUCAAGUUAGGCAACAGUGUAACUCUGGUCAGAGUUGUUACGCUAGGGAGAUAUCUGUGGAUGGAGCUAAUGGGGUCGGGGCUCUGAAAAUGCAGCAGUUAUGUCAGCAUCUAAACAACCAGCUGAAAAUAUCCAUUCAUAAUGAUGGAACACAUGGCAAACUCAACGACAGGUGUGGAGCAGACUUUGUCAAAGUGGAGCAACAACCUCCUUAUGGUAUGCCAACCAAAGAAGCUGGAGGUAAAUGUAUAUCUCUUGAUGGAGACGCUGAUAGGAUUGUCUACUACUUCAUUGAUAACGAUGGCGUUUUCCACCUGCUGGAUGGAGACAAGAUUGCAACACUUAUUGCUGGGUACAUUCAGGAGUUGGUCACAGCGUCCGGUCUCCAACUCAAUAUGGGUCUUGUACAAACAGCCUACGCCAAUGGAAGCUCUACAGCAUAUGCCUCAAACGUCCUAAAAGUACCGGUAGCAUGUGCCUGCACUGGAGUCAAACAUCUACAUCGUAAAGCUCUGGAGUUUGAUGUGGGUGUUUACUUUGAAGCCAAUGGACAUGGAACGGCUUUAUUCAGUACAGAAGCAGCAGACAAAAUCAGUAAAGCCAGUCAAGACGAAAGUUUACCAGAAGAUAAAAGGCAUGCUGCAGUCACAUUGAAAGACCUUCGGGAUCUUAUUAAUGAGACUGUUGGUGACGCAAUCUCAGACAUGUUAGUUGUAGAAUGUAUCCUAUAUGCCAAAGGAUGGGGGAUGUCAGACUGGAACGCAGCCUACAAAGAUCUUCCCAACAGACAACUCAAAGUCAAGGUGAAAGACCGUAGGGCCAUACAGACAACAGACUCUGAACGUUGUGCGACCUCGCCAAGCGGCCUUCAAGACGCCAUUAAUAACCUCGUUGGAAACUACCAGAAAGCUCGAUCGUUUGUCAGGCCUUCUGGUACAGAAGAUAUAGUAAGGGUGUAUGCUGAAGCUGAUACACAGAACGCGGCAGACUCCCUCGCAUAUGAAGUGGCCGCAAAGGUCCACCAGCUUGCCGAUGGCAUCGGAGAUCCCCCAGUCAAACCUUCAUCCACAUAAGAGGAAAGACGAGUUUCUCAAACUAAACAACUCUUUCGUCCAACACAUGUAGUCAUAGACCUUUUUGCAAAUACCCAUUGUGCAAGCGCUUGAUUGAGGUGCAUGCUGCUCUAGCUAGCGAUCCAACUUGAUCGCUUGCUAGACCAGCAUGCACCUCAUUCCCAGCCUUGCAUGCGCCUACCAAGUAUUAGCGAUUAGGUCUAUGGUAGUUCUGCAGUACUAUUCUUAUAAAGUUUGCAGUAGUACUCACAACAAGUACUUCUUUACACCACGUCGAGUCCCUCGAUGUUCUUGCCAGGAGCUGCCCUAAAUCCAUCCAAUCUUGGGAUUGAUUCAAAUAAGUUAAGCAUUCCUUACAUAACCAGCAUUCCAGUGAUAAUGAUAACAAAAUAAUAAUGACUCUUAUAUAGCGUAAUUUCAAAGAGGAACAUUGUGUUUCAAACAUUAUUACCCCUGGUCACUGGGCCAUGUAUUUCUUUUCCACAAACCAUGUCAGCGAGUGUACAGCAUGUGCUGCCAAGUGAGAAGCACACGAGCUAAAACAAUCACCAGAACCAUAUCUGCUCUCACAGGUACCAAUUACCCCUGGGUGAUGAGAAGCAAUUAUAGUUAAGUGUCAUGACCGGGAUUUGAUUUGAUUUGCUGUUGUCUCAGCAACCACAACUUGAGUUCGAUGCACUAAGCCGCUCGGCCAGUAGGCUACAAGUUCUUCAGUCAGAAUCAUAGAGUUAUAUAUAAGAACUAGAGGGCGCACUGGUGAUGCUUCUUGCACAAACGCGACAGGACCACAAGGAGACACGCGUGCCAUUCUACACGCGCAUUGAAUAUAAAGUACACGUUGGAGUUUGUGUUUAUUGAACGCUACGCGAUGCUGUUUUGUCAACUUACAAAAUGGCUGCACAAACACACGCUGUGCGAUGCCAGUUUUGUCAACUUAGAAAAUGGCCUCCUGCGCGCAUACCGGGUCGCGUAUAAUUAUAGGCCAGUGCGCCCUCUAGUUCUUAUAAUAACUCUAUGGUCAGAAUAGACUCCACAAGUCUUGCACAUAUUCAAACAUUGGGACCCAAUUUAACUAUGACCGUAGAAACGCCUUGGCCUCCUGUUUUUCGAUUGAAUCAUAGAAAGACAAUCGUUUAACGCAUUUUUCUGUUAUUAAAGACACUGGACACUAUUGGUAAUUGUCACAGACCAGUCUUCUCACUUGGUGUAUCUCAACAUAUGCAUG
Molecule: messenger RNA, 3074 nt
Organism: Asterias rubens (European starfish)
Lineage: Eukaryota; Metazoa; Echinodermata; Asteroidea; Forcipulatida; Asteriidae
Product: phosphoacetylglucosamine mutase-like
Exons: 19
Coding region: 191-1849 (552 amino acids)
Biological process (GO): carbohydrate metabolic process; UDP-N-acetylglucosamine biosynthetic process
Molecular function (GO): magnesium ion binding; phosphoacetylglucosamine mutase activity
Source: RefSeq, a predicted model, not a curated record